Aedes albopictus (Asian tiger mosquito) is the source of this 1204-nucleotide messenger RNA. RefSeq names its product farnesol dehydrogenase. Bases 128 to 880 code for a protein of 250 amino acids. The record is from RefSeq and is a predicted model, not a curated record. Gene Ontology annotation, molecular function: oxidoreductase activity. Lineage: Eukaryota; Metazoa; Arthropoda; Insecta; Diptera; Culicidae. The transcript has 3 exons.
AAAGCCGGCAGCGACAAGUCUCAUUACUGUCUAUUAUUAUUAUUGAUGAUAAGAAACUCAUGCAGCCGCUAUAAAUUAGCUGUGCGCCAAUGGUAAUGCAUUAUUUGCGUAACAGUGACUAUUCGUAAUGGAUCGUUGGCAGAAUCGCGUGGCUGCAGUAACUGGUGCUAGUGCCGGAAUAGGAUGGGCCAUCGCUAAGGCGCUUUUACAAUCCGGUAUGGUUGUUGUCGGCAUGGCAAGACGUGUGGAUAAAAUAGAAGAACUCAAAUUAACGCUUGACGAAAAGUUACAACGAAGGAUGCACGGCUGCAAGUGUGACGUGAGCAGUGAGAAGGACAUAGUGACGGCUUUCAAGUGGAUUGACGCUAAUCUCGGAGGGGCGGAUGUAUUGGUGAACAAUGCUGGUGUCUUGAAAUCCACCCAACUCAUCGAACCCGGAAAUACUCAGAUGAUUCGCGAUGUUGUAGAAACGAAUAUUGUGGGCCUGAUCCUGUGUGCCCGUGAAGCUUAUCAGUCAAUGAAAAGACGGAACAUUGAUGGCCAUAUCGUUAACAUGAACAGUGUCGUCGGCCAUGGAGUGCCAGUUGGAGUUGACACUCUGACUACAUACAACGUGUAUCCCGCAACGAAGCAUGCAGUCACCGCUCUUACCGAAACAUUUCGCAUAGAAUUAUUGAAUGAGAAGAGUCAGGUCAAAUUAACGAGUAUAAGCCCUGGAGCCGUUCGAACAGAUAUAUUCAAUGAUCCGGAUUUACUGAAGAAACCGAUACCAUUCCUAGAACCUGAAGAUAUAGCAAAUAGUGUGGUACACGUAAUUUCAACUCCAAAGCAUGUCGAGAUUAAGGAGCUCACUAUCAAACCGCUUGGAGAGAGAUUUUAGUGACUUGCAUUCGUGGAUGACGUAUUUAAUGGCAGAAAAAUCUUCUACAUAACCACCUGCAAGUGCAAUAACAAUUAGGGUUAGAACAAUUAGUUCUGAAACGAAUUAAACUUCCAUGAAUAGGCUAGAAUACCCUGCGGUUGAGAAGCUUUAUGUUACUUGUAUGUACCUCCGAGGUAGAUACAUAGGCUGUUGUAUAACGUUGAUCUAUACUAAUUUUUUUAAACGAUUUAAUCGAGGAGUUGAAUAAGCCUCAUAAAAAAAGUUUUGUAGUUCGAUAAAUGUUGAAAUUGGAAUAAAUAAAAUACAACUAUAAACUGAGUA